Messenger RNA from Cyphellophora attinorum, 1032 nucleotides. RefSeq lists its product as uncharacterized. The record is from RefSeq and is a predicted model, not a curated record. The transcript has a single exon. Lineage: Eukaryota; Fungi; Ascomycota; Eurotiomycetes; Chaetothyriales; Cyphellophoraceae. Bases 1 to 1032 code for a protein of 343 amino acids.
AUGCCAGCAGGGCCAUAUCCCACAGCGUUCGACGCUGUCGUAACUCAUACAGCACCGACUGAACCUCGCAAUGACAUUCGGCGACCACUAUCAGCGGCGCCUUCCUACACCUCACUCCCACCUUAUUCGUCCACAAACCCAAUGGAAUCGCAAUCAGUGUCAAAUCCGUUGCUCGCAGCCGCUCAUGCAACGCCCGGUGCGCUGAUAUCGACUAUGACUCUGACCAACCAUACAUCGACACAGGCUCGACAUCCGCACAUCGGGACCGCUAUGCACGUCUCUCGUUAUCUUUCUGCUCGGACGAGCGACAACCGGGAGCGCUAUCGUCUAGAGAGCGUCGACGGAAGUCUUGAGAGUAUCGUGUGGCGAGAUGCGACACUUAACGGGCACCAUAGCUUGGAUGCGACGGGUAAAGAUAUUGUCGGUCGUCUCGUAGGCGGCAGCCAGGAGCUGAGCGCCAUAAUAGGACCCGGCAGCAAGAGUGCCUCGCAGCGUCCGUUCAUUAGUAUGAAUUACGUGGCAAUACAGAAGACUGGCAGGCUUGAAGUGCCUGCAUUCACGGUCGAGGGACAGCAUGUUGGCAUGAAGUGGGAGGUCGUGGGUCUGGCGGACUCCGUCAGAAACUCGACCAAUCUCGCUCGUGCUGGAGACAUGGUGGCUGGUAGAAGGAGCUCAUCGGGAACAUUGCCUUCACGGGUCUCCAUGGAUGCUCACGACCAGAAACGCCAACACGCUGGCAUCUCAUUCCUUCGCUUGGUUGACAACGACGGCAAUGUCUAUGCUGAAUACAGUCACGACGUUGGCCUGCCCGAUUUGCAUAAAGAUGGUGAGUUAUGGGGCGAGUUGAGGCUAUACGCCAGGUCAGUGUUGAUCGACGGUGAACCGGGCGGUGGGCUCGGGGAGAAAAUGGAUCGUGCCUUCCUGACCCUUGUGCUCUUGCUAGAAGCAUCUGUGAGAGUUCUAGGAGGCAACAAGAAGGGAGAGCGGAAUUGGGGCAACUUUGCUGGCUCAAUGGGCUGUAUAGUGAUGUGA